Molecule: messenger RNA, 4168 nt
Organism: Odocoileus virginianus texanus
Lineage: Eukaryota; Metazoa; Chordata; Mammalia; Artiodactyla; Cervidae
Gene: PPP1R16A
Product: protein phosphatase 1 regulatory subunit 16A
Cellular component (GO): cytoplasm
Molecular function (GO): protein binding; myosin phosphatase regulator activity; enzyme inhibitor activity
Source: RefSeq, a predicted model, not a curated record
GGCCCCUCCCUGUCCUGCAGUGGAAGCUGCGGUGACUCUGGGGUUAGUUUCUGUGGGUGCGGAGGCGUUCCAGGUGUGGGGGAGCGGGAGCCAGGGCCGAGCUCUGGCUAGCCCUCUCCGGAGCUCUGGGCCUUCCUUCCCCUCCCCCGUCCUUAGCUUGAGGGUGGAGUGGGGGCCCGCACUGCACUUCUCAGCCCCUCUGCUCCCUGAGAUGCAGCUCCCUGGGAGAGCUGUGAAGGACCUCUGUGCCCCUGGCUGGCCUCCUGGCUUACUUCAGGGGCAGCGAGGGGAACCCUAGGUUGGAGAGAGUCGCCUUAUGGGCGGAUGGCUCCCUGAUGGAUCCUGGACCGCGUUGGCCCCGCGAGCAGCCAGCUCCCUGCCGGCCUCCGGUGUGCUGGCGGCUCUUGCUCAGAGCUGGGAUGGAGCAGCAUCAGCAGGUCCAUCCCUCCUUCCUUGUGCGCUCUCUGCGGACCUGCCCUGGCUUCCUCCCUCACCUGCCUGGACUCUGCUCCUCCGGAAGGUUCCUGGGCUGGCAGGAGCCCAGCAAGAGGCCCUUGGUACCUGUGGGCUCCACGUUGGUAUCUGUUUUCUAGGGAUUUCUGAAUCUCACUGGGUGCAGCUUUGGAACCUCAGUCUCAGAUGAGCCUGUGGUGACCUAGCACAGCACCUGCGCCCCAAGAGUUCCCCACUCCAGUACCUCUGCCCCGGUCCACCUGUUAGCCAAAGCAAGAUGUCUGGGUGGUAGUGUCUUCUCUCAGACUUUUUGCUCAGUUGCCCAGAUCCUGGCUGUCCUGUCCAUCUCUUGUACCAGCAGCCUGCACCUCCUUCUGUAAUGGGAGCCUUUGCUCCUGGCCGCUCUUCUGGGCUCCGACUCAGCGCUUUUGACUCCAUUCUUCUCACCAUAGGCAGAGUGAUGGGUCCGAAAUGCAGAUCUGAUCCUUGUCCUUCCUGAACAUCCUUCUUCAGAGACUGCAGGAUGACAUGCCUGUCUUUGCACACUCGCCCCCUCCUCUGCCCCCACCCCACUCCUAAUCACCUUGCCCUGUGUGUCGGGUCUCCACCCUCCUGAACCCCUGCAGUAGUGGUGGAGGAGGCGGGGAGGGGUGAGAGUGAGCUUCCGUCUCCCAUCCCAAGCUCUGUGUUCUCAGGAACGGCCCUGCCAGCACAUCGGAUUGAGAAAAAAGGACAGAGGGACAGUCAAGUCUAAUUCCACAGACGUCUGGGACGACGGGUCGGGGAGGAGGAGGCGCUCGGCUGCCGGGCCCUGUACUGGCCACGUGGUCCCCCGCAGGACAGAACACUGCAAUUGUGCUGAGACCUGUCUCAUUCAUCGAGCGGACUGUGCUUUUGGCGUCAGGUCUCCGUGGGCCCGGCUUCACCAGUCACGUGUGGAUGCCCAGCUUGGGCGGGGGUGAAGGUUCCGGCUCUCUCCCUGGAAACAGACCCGGUGGGUGUGCAGAGGGCGGGGACGAGCGGCACCCCCGGCAGACUUGUGCCCUCGGCAGCUGGCCGUUAGGUGGUGCCUCAUGCCUCACCCUUCCCAGAGCCAGGAGCAUGCCUGCCCCACCGUUUGCUCUUGUCGAUAAAGCCACAGGGACCAGCCCCAGCAGCCAGAAUGUGAAGGCCCAGAACCUGCGGGAAGGUCGGCAGGAGGGAGCACCUGCGUGUGCAGCUCAGCCACUGGCUACUCCAAAGGGGGCCCUUCCUGAAGACAGUUGCCGGGCCCUGGGUGCCCUGCCUGCCUAGAGAGCAUCAGCCCCAGGCACUGGGGGCCAGGACCCCCGGACUCUGGACACACACCCGCCCAGCCCUCCCUCCUGCCGCACCUCCUCUUAGCACUGACACCCGGAAGGCUGGGGGUGCUGGGGGGCGGCGGGGGAGGAAGGCCCGGCCAUGGCUGCCCCUGGACCCCACCUGGUCUCCUAAGACAGAAAGGCAAGGGCUCUCUGGGCUCCCAGGGGUGUGUGCCCUGCCCUGCCCUGCCCUGCCCUGCCCCUGCGUGAGGAGCCGGGAGCUGCAGCCUUGUUAUCUGGGUGAUUAGCUUCAGACCCUGGACUGACACUGGCCAGGUCCCGCCUGCUUCCUGCAGGGUGUCCUCCUGACCCCACGCGGGUGGAAGGCCCUGCCCAUCGAGCGGCCAAGGUGCUCGGGCCCCGGGAGGCGGGCUGCAGGUGCCCUCCCACGCCGCCUUUCUGCCUGGGGCCCGUGGCCCUCACACCUGCCCAGGCCUGGUCACAGCGUGGGGCCUCCUGACCCAGCCUUGCCAGGCACAGAGGCCACGAACCUCGGGAGGGGAUGCCCCUGAGGGAGCCAGUCCAGCCAGCUGCCCCCCGCCUCAGGCCCAGCCUGGCCCCUGUGCUGCCCCGGUUGGUGCCCCCCGCACCCCCCCUGGCAGCCAGCCCCCGCCAUGGCCGAGCACCUGGAACUGCUGGCAGAGAUGCCCAUGGUGGGCAGGAUGAGCACUCAGGAGCGGCUGAAGCAUGCCCAGAAGCGACGGGCCCAGCAGGUGAAGGCGUGGGCCCAGGCUGAGAAGGAGGCCCAGGGCCGCAGGGGCCCAGGGCAGCCACCACAGGGCGCGGCGCGAAAGCGGGUGCUCUUCCCGCCCAGCGUCACCCUCCUCGAGGCGGCUGCCCGGAAUGACCUGGAAGAAGUCCGCCAGUUCCUCGAGAGCGGGGUCAGCCCUGACCUGGCCAAUGAGGACGGCCUGACGGCCCUGCAUCAGAGCUGCAUCGACGACUUCCGGGAGAUGGUGCAGCAGCUCCUGGAGGCUGGGGCCCGGGUCAACGCUCGUGACAGUGAGUGCUGGACACCGUUGCACGCCGCAGCCACCUGUGGCCACCUGCACCUGGUGGAGCUGCUCAUUGCUUGCGGUGCUGACCUCCUGGCAGUCAACACGGAUGGGAACAUGCCCUAUGACCUGUGUGAGGAUGAGCAGACACUGGACUGCCUGGAGACAGCCAUGGCCAGCCGCGGCAUCACCCAGGACAGCAUCGAGCAGGCCCGGGCCCUGCCAGAGCUGCACAUGCUAGAGGACAUCCGGAACCUGCUGCAGGUGGGGGCCGACCUCGACGUCCCCCAGGACCACGGGGCCACGCUGCUACAUAUUGCUGCGGCCAACGGGUUCAGCGAGGCGGCCGCCCUGCUGCUGGACCACCGGGCCAGCCUGAGCACCAAGGACCAUGACGGCUGGGAGCCGCUGCAUGCGGCAGCCUACUGGGGCCAGGUGCGCCUGGUGGAGCUGCUUGUGGCACACGGGGCUGACCUGAACAGCAAGUCCUUGAUGGACGAGACGCCUCUCGACGUGUGCGGGGACGAGGAGGUACGCGCCAAGCUGCUGGAGCUGAAGCACAAGCAUGAUGCCCUCCUGCGUGCCCAGGGCCGCCAGCGCUCCCUGCUGCGCCGCCGCACCUCCAGCACUGGCAGCCGCGGGAAGGUGGUGAGGCGGGUGAGCCUGACCCAGCGCACCAGCCUGUACCGCAGGGAGCACGCCCAGGAGGCCAUCGUGUGGCAGCAGCCCCCGCCUGCCAGCCCCGAGCCGUUGGAAGAGGAUGAGGACCGCCAGACCGACGCAGAGCUCCAGCCGCCGCCCCUGGAGGAGGAGGACCCUGAGGAGGCCAGGCCGCACAAUGGCCGAGUGGGGGGCCCCCCGGGACGGCACCUGUACUCCAAGCGGCUGGACCGGAGCGUCUCCUACCAGCUGAGCGCCCUGGAGAGCGCCUCCCCCGACGCCCUGGUGCGCGCCAAGGCCCACCACACCCUGGCAGAGCUCAAGCGGCAGCGGGCGGCUGCAAAGCUGCAACGACCCCCAGCUGAGGGGCCCGAGGCUGCUGAGGCUGGCCUGCCUGUGGACACUGAGACCCCCCAGCCGGAGAGUGGCUGUGGGGCGAGUGGAGACCCGCCCCUGCUGAAACUCACAGCCCCCUCAGAGGCGGCCCCUGUGGAGAAGAGACCAUGCUGCCUGCUCAUGUGAGGGCCUGGCUGCUGGGGCGGUGAAGGCCCCACUGCCCAGCCCCGGGCCCCCGCUCUGCGUGCCCAGUGCGUGUCCCGGGCCAGGCUGCCAGCCUCCCUGAGGAACAGCCCCGAGGCAGAAGCUGUGCCUGGGAGGCGCCUGGCUGCAGAGACCUAGUGUUGUCCUGUGACCCUCGAUAAAGGGCUGUUCUGCCACUGC